AUGUCCGACUACGAAGCGCUCAAAAUCUUCUCCAGACAGCCCGUGUCGCUGGAGAUGGUGGAGUUUUUGGCGGCCACAACGUGCUCGGUGAUCCAAGUCAAGCCAAUCACAAGCACCACCAACCGCCAGGGCGACGUGGUGGUGACGCCUGUGAAGAAGGAAGCGGUGCCCUUGACGCAGUUCAUUUCCAGGUUGAUUGAAUACUCCAACGUGCAAACUCCCACCUUGAUGGCAUCCUUGGUCUAUUUGAACAGACUCAGAAACGCUUUGCCAGGCAACGCCGUGGGAAUUGAAACGACUCGCCACAGAAUUUUUUUGGCGUCACUCAUCUUGAGCGCCAAGUCGCUCAACGACUCCAGUCCUUUGAACAAGCACUGGACAAAGUACACUGAUGGACUCUUAUCCAAUAAGGACGUGAACUCUGCUGAAAGAGAACUCAUUGGCAUUCUCAAGUGGAACUUGAGAGUGGACGAGAAGGAGCUCGUGGCGGCGUUGCAGCCAUUCCUCACGAGAAUCAAGAAGCACCUCCAAAGAAAGCAGGAGCUCGAGUGCAACGCCAAGGCAGAGUAUUACCGCAUGUCGAGCUUUUACUCCAACAACUCGCUUGCGUCUUCUCGCUCGUCGUCCAAGAGCUCGAUCUUCUCUGCUUCGGGCUCAAACUACUCGUUGAGAAGUUCUGCUUCAAGCUCUCAUAACCUCGUCGCUGAGAAGGAUGCUCUAUACUCUUCUCCAGCAAACACUGCUAGAAUGCCUCUCGCUGCUAGGCUGUCAACUACACUUAAUCAGAUGCGCAAGAUUGACUAUUACAAGGCUUCAGAUGACUCGGGCUGCUCGGGCGGUCUCCUACCACCCGCUGUUGUUUAG
Candidozyma auris is the source of this 864-nucleotide messenger RNA. RefSeq names its product cyclin PCL2 (gene PCL2). Gene Ontology annotation, cellular component: cyclin-dependent protein kinase holoenzyme complex; nucleus. The record is from RefSeq and is a predicted model, not a curated record. The transcript has a single exon. Gene Ontology annotation, biological process: regulation of cyclin-dependent protein serine/threonine kinase activity. Lineage: Eukaryota; Fungi; Ascomycota; Pichiomycetes; Serinales; Metschnikowiaceae. The coding region runs from base 1 to 864 and encodes 287 amino acids. Gene Ontology annotation, molecular function: protein kinase binding; cyclin-dependent protein serine/threonine kinase regulator activity.